AUGGGAAAUAAACAUAAUCAUAUCGGCGAAACUUAUUUUUUGGAUUCCCUGGAAUCUGAACAGUCUAGUUAUGAAGAGUCUACUGAUGACGAGAUUAGUGACGAUGAAGAUUUAGAGAAUCUUGAUGAUGAAAAUUUGUAUCCAAAUGGUCGAUUUGAAACUGAACAAGUUCGGGCAGUUGCGUUAAAUAGGAAGUUGAAUGCACCUCCAUUGCCAACACCCGACAAUUCCAGAAUUGAAGAAGAUGUGGAUUAUCCUGAUGAUGGUGACGACGAUUUACAUGAUCAAGAUAUGCCUGUUGCUAGUUCAACCCAGUUAGACAAUAUUGAUCCUUUGCUUUUCACUAACCGUGCUUCUUCUUCUUCAGUUCCCAAACUUACUUUUAAUCAGUUGUUAGAAAAACGUCGUGAACAGAAAAAAGGAUUGUCUUCUAAAGUAGUUGGAUCUGAAAUUUUAUCGAAUGGCUCUGUAUCUUUAGCAGAUGAUUUGAAUCAAGCUCCAAUGACUCCUGAUUAUACUUAUGAUUAUGAACCUGGUGGUGAUGAAUAUGAAGCUGGUUGUGAUGGUUCUGAAGAAGGUGGUGAAGAUGAUGAAGGUGGUGGUGCUGAUAUAAUGAGUC
Hemisphaericaspora subhashii is the source of this 619-nucleotide messenger RNA. RefSeq lists its product as uncharacterized. Lineage: Eukaryota; Fungi; Ascomycota; Pichiomycetes; Serinales; Debaryomycetaceae. The record is from RefSeq and is a predicted model, not a curated record. The annotation marks the transcript as partial. The transcript has a single exon.